AAAUAUUUCCGAAGCACGGAUGUUCUCGGCGCUGGGCUCGCCGAAGCUGACCAAGCACGCCGAGUGGAGCUGCAGCCAGCGCGCCGCGACAGGCGGCGCCAAGCUGCACGUCUUCCGCCUGUGCUCCAAGCUCGGGUCCUGGGACCUUGCGCGCACCUUUGUCGAGCUCGAGUUUUUCCGCGAGACGCUCCGAACACUCUACAACAGCGAGGUCAGCAGCAACAGCCACGAGUCGAACUGGCCGCGCCGCCUUCGGCACGUGUUGACACUGCCAUUUCCUAGCGUCGAGUGGCUGCCAUGGGCGCGCGGCCAGCUCGGGCGCUUUGUCGCGUCGCUCGUGGCCCUCCACGACGACGCCUCGCGCGUUGCGAACCCGACCUUUCUCCUCAGCGUGCUCCAGCCGCUACUUGGCAAGUUCCUCGACUGCGCCAACGUCGAGUCGCGGAGCAUUCGCGCGGCCAGCGAAGUGGCCAUGAUGUGCAGUAGUCCACGGCGGAGCCAUGCGCCACGGCUCUCGGCGCCCGCCGCGCUGCCCCACCGGGCCUCCCACGCCGUUCUCUGAUACAGUAACCUUGCUGUCUUGAAUGCAUUUGAGCCGCGCAAG
Messenger RNA from Saprolegnia parasitica CBS 223.65, 604 nucleotides. RefSeq lists its product as hypothetical. The transcript has a single exon. The coding region runs from base 20 to 562 and encodes 180 amino acids. Lineage: Eukaryota; Oomycota; Saprolegniomycetes; Saprolegniales; Saprolegniaceae. The record is from RefSeq and is a predicted model, not a curated record.